Messenger RNA from Ceratotherium simum simum (southern white rhinoceros), 1975 nucleotides. NCBI's taxonomy places the organism in Eukaryota, Metazoa, Chordata, Mammalia, Perissodactyla, Rhinocerotidae. The record is from RefSeq and is a predicted model, not a curated record.
CAGCACAUAAACCUUCCAGCCUCACUGAAUCUCCACUGGGCUAGAAGGGAAUCUCUGUACCCACAGGCCUGCAAACAGUAGCACAGACUGCUGAAAAGAAAACUCGGAGGAGACAAUCUCGGAAGAAAAGUGGCCAUGGACCUGAUCCCAAGCUUUUCCACAGAAACCUGGGUUCUCCUGGCUAUCAGCCUGGUGCUCCUCUAUCUAUAUGGGACCUAUUCACAUGGACUUUUUAAGAAGCUGGGAAUUCCUGGGCCGACACCUCUGCCAUUUUUUGGAACAGUUCUGGGCUACCUUAAGGGUUUUUGGGAUUUUGACAAGAAAUGUUUUAAAAAAUAUGGAAAUAUGUGGGGGUUUUAUGAUGGCCCACAGCCUGUAUUGGCUAUCACAGAUCCAGACAUGAUCAAAACAGUACUAGUGAAAGAAUGUUACUCUGUCUUCACAAACCGGCGGCCUCUUGGUCCAAUGGGAUUUAUGAAGAAUGCCAUCUCUAUGUCUGAGGAUGAACAAUGGAAGAGAAUACGAAUGUUGCUGUCUCCAACCUUUACCAGUGGAAAGCUAAAGGAGAUGUUCCCCAUCAUUGGCCGAUAUGGAGAUGUGUUGGUGAGGAACCUGAGAAAGGAAGCAGAGAAAGGCAGGCCUGUCACUUUGAAAGACAUCUUUGGGGCCUAUAGCAUGGAUGUGAUUACUAGCACAUCAUUUGGAGUGAACGUCGAUUCCCUCAACAACCCACAAGAUCCCUUUGUGGAAAAUACCAAGAAGCUCUUAAAAUUUGAUUUCCUCGAUCCAUUCUUUCUCUCAAUAACACUCUUUCCAUUUCUUAGCCCAGUUUUUGAAGUAUUAAAUAUCUUUCUCUUUCCAAAAAGUGUUACUGAUUUUUUCACAAAAUCUGUAAAAAGGAUGAAAGAAAGUCGCCUCAAAGAUAAACAAAAGAACCGAGUGGAUUUUCUUCAGCUGAUGAUUAACUCCCAGAAUUCCAAAGAAAUGGACACCCAUAAAGCUCUGUCUGAUCUGGAGCUGGUGGCCCAAUCUAUUAUCUUUAUUUUUGCUGGCUACGAGACCACAAGCACUUCUCUUUCCUUCCUUAUGUAUCUCUUGGCUACUCACCCUGAUGUCCAACAGAAGUUGCAGGAGGAGAUUGAUGCUACUUUCCCCAAUAAGGCCCCACCCACAUAUGAUACCCUGUUACAGAUGGAGUAUCUUGACAUGCUGUUGAAUGAAUCUCUCAGAUUAUUCCCAAUUGCUGGUAGACUUGAGAGGGUUUGUAAGAACGAUGUGGAAAUCAAUGGAGUGUUCAUUCCUAAAGGCACAGUAGUGAUGGUGCCAACAUUUAUUCUUCACCGAGCCUCAGAGUUCUGGCCAGAUCCUGAGGAGUUCCAUCCUGAAAGGUUCAGUAAGAAGAAUAAGGACAAUAUAAAUCCUUAUAUAUACCUGCCCUUUGGAACUGGACCCCGAAACUGCAUUGGCUUGAGGUUCGCUAUCAUGAACAUGAAACUUGCUGUCGUCAAAAUGCUGCAGAACUUCUCCUUCAGACCUUGUAAAGAAACACAGAUCCCCCUGAAAUUAGGCACUCAAGGACUUAUUCAACCACAGAAACCCAUUGUUCUAAAGGUUGAGUCCAGAGAUGGGACCGUGAGUGGAGCCUGACUCUCCCUAAGGACUUCCAUUUUGUUGUUCAAGGAAGCUGUAUCCCAGAACACCGAGGACCUCAGUUUACUUGGUGAAUAAAAUCCAGAAUAAAGAUUUUCUUAACCUACUGCCCUUGAUGGAUGCCUAUGCAGUCUUACAUUCAUUGCACUUUCUCAGUGUCUGUGUAGAGUAUUACGUGUUGUGUGAUAUAAAGGAGGGGCCUUGUAAGUGCCAGAUAUGUGGACUUACCUUAUCUUGUUCUCACAGAAUGAUCUCCAUCCACCCCCAGUUAGUACCAUCUACUCUCCCUGAGCUCUGAUCAAGAAUAAAAUUUCUCAACAAUUUU